Asterias rubens (European starfish) is the source of this 3148-nucleotide messenger RNA. RefSeq names its product homeobox protein Hox-B1-like. NCBI's taxonomy places the organism in Eukaryota, Metazoa, Echinodermata, Asteroidea, Forcipulatida, Asteriidae. Gene Ontology annotation, molecular function: RNA polymerase II cis-regulatory region sequence-specific DNA binding; DNA-binding transcription factor activity, RNA polymerase II-specific. The record is from RefSeq and is a predicted model, not a curated record. Gene Ontology annotation, biological process: regulation of transcription by RNA polymerase II. The coding region runs from base 335 to 1684 and encodes 449 amino acids. The transcript has 3 exons.
AAUGCCCUGUCCUUAAAUUCUAUGGUAGCUUUUUGUUGUAUACAGAGGCUACACUCGGCUUCAAUGAUCUUGUACAUUAUAAUGGUUGGUACCGGGCAAGAGUUGGUUUUGAUCAUGGGGUAACUGUUAAUCCACCCAUACAAGACAGAAUUCAGUUCAUUACUCGGUGGUAUUCCAUGAGGUGUUAGCCCUGGGUCUAUACUGCUCUACAAGGGGUAUAAAUUGCCUUGAAAUUUUAAGACACUUUUCGUAGGAAGUGAUUAUUGGAGAAGGGAUUGAAGGUGCUGAGUUGAAUGUCAUUGUUUGUGAAUCGUUUGGGUCAAUUAGUGGCGCCAUGAUGUACUCCAAUGCGUUUGGUAUUGAGUCUGCUACAACCUCCACAUGGAUUAACCGGCAACAUAACAAUAUUGAAACCAGGGACGGAUCACAGUCACUUGAGGAUAGUAUCUUCGGUAGCUACUUGCCCAUCCCAACAUCAAAUACUUUUACUGACACUGUGGUAUCAUCGCGUACAAGUCAAGCACCUCUACCCUACCGGGCACCAUCAUCUGGGUUGGUACUGGGUUCUACCUCUUCACAGGCACACGUACCCGUAGAGCAUUGCAACAACAUGCUUUAUCAUAGCAUGACACCUUCGCCUAUGAUGCCUCCACAACAACUCAACUAUCCUUACGUGGAAUCAGCAGCCAAGAAGUUCAUGACUCCACUGCAUGUUAUUACAUCUAUGAGCAAUGAUCAUUUGCCUUUCUACUCGUACCCUCAAGGAGACUCCAAUAAAGGUGUUGGUCUCCUGAAGAUUGCUACAAAGAGUGGAGUAAAAUCAACGGGUUGGGUUCCACCACCAGCCUCAUCAAAUAGCCGGUACCAGCAAACUCAUGGGCAGUGUAGCAAUGUCGCCACAGAGACAGCCAGCUUUUCUGGAGUUAUUAAACCAACAUGGCGUCCAGUCUGCCAGCCAACUAUGGCAGUGGCUCCUAUCACACAUAUUGGACUUGGAGAUGGCAGGAUGAUCACAAAACGACCGGCCCCACCGGAGUGCAAUUUGCCCCAACUCAAGAAAAGGAAAUUAAGAACAACGUUCAGAAAGGAGCAAGUGGAGUACAUGGAAAAAUACUUCAAGAUUAGUAUGUACCUGAAUAUCUUAGAUCGCAAGGAGCUUGCUGUACAGCUUGGACUGGAAGAAACACAGGUAAAAACCUGGUUUCAAAACCGACGAAUGAGAUGGAAGCGUCAAAGACCGGGCGAAAUAUUCCCACCCGCUGCCAAAACCGUCAGGGUAAUGAGAACGUCACAGUGCCCUCCAGCGGCCACACAGGGCCAGUUUCCCGUCCCAACUCCACCGUUAUCAAAUGGGAGCACGCCACCUGCCGCCCCGGUGAUGGCAAUGCCAAGACAGUUUGUGGUUCCCACCCCACCGCCAUCCAACUUGACCACGCCCACUGUUGUUACCGGGACAGCAGUACAGUCUGAAGGAUUACCGUGGUAUCCAAUGCUAGCGCCCUCUACGAUCUACAGCCAACCUCCUACCUCAACAGUACCGACAGAAAGUUGUUGUCCAGCACAAACUGUGUACGGAACUCCUGUUUUCCCACACUUUCCAGCUGGGCUUGGCAUUCACCCUUGGACCUCGACUAACACGAUCGGGCCGCAUGGGGGCGUCCAGUAUCCCCCUCGUCACGUGUGAGAUGUCCAACCGUCAUGAAUGACGAUAUCUUCAAAAGCCUUCUCAGUGGCACACUGGUGGUCACCCCAACCCAUGGAGGAAGAAAAACCAACCGGACAAUGUCGUCAUUAUUAGUCAGGUUUAGACACCAGGAGGUGACUGCGACAAAGACCCGUGACGUCAUAAGUGCGACAAGUGGUCUUUCUGUAUUGCAAUGUCUUGCGAUGACUAAAACAAAAUACCUCCACAAACAAACAUCUCAUAAAGGUGCGUGCAAUCCGAUGCAAUUUACGACUACAUGUUCAAUGAAACCUGCCCGUGCAACACACACUAAACACAAUGUCACGUCACACCCGAGAUAAACAUUGUCUACUUCAUGCGUCACAAUAUUGACGUGAAAGAGUAAACAGUUUUCUUAAAUACGCAUUUUAUAGUUUUCUUUUUUGAUUUGUUCGGUUACUCUAUGAUUUGACAUAGAAGUCAGGAUGAAACGGUGGUAACUGGCUUUCUUAUAAGAUCAAUAGCAUUCAUGAGGUAGUAACUGUUUCGUGCCACGUUUAAAGGGACACUGCGAUCUUGAAUUGUACGCAUUUUGUUUCAUCAGUUUGUUCCAGAUGUGGCAUGUGUGGUUUAUUUUAUUCACACACAAACGUGAAGAGUCUGCUCAAGAAAGAGUCAGUUGAUAAAAUAACAGAAAGAAGCACUUUAUUGUUUAAUUUAUGAUUAUUUAUUUCCGUCUCUGUCUUACACAAUAUUUAUUAUUGUUAUGUUAUUCCAAGUGGUGAAUGGUUUUGUUGAGAAAAAAAAACUCUCUGUGCCGUUUGGUAAUGUGUUGUACUGUCUUUCUGAAGAAAUGUUAAGACAUCAGUGUUUUGAUGCUAUUUUUAUAAAACUCAUUCUGUGGACAAUAACCAGAUUAGGUCUGACGUCAUUCUGACGUCAUUACCAACCAACUGUCAAGAAACAGUGUUGUUUAAAGAUAAACUUUAUAAAGUUUUUGAGAAGUAUUUGUUUUGCAUUUUUGAUGAAGGAUAUACAUGUAGAUGUUUACUUCCCAUAAUAGUUCCUUUCAAAACAUUUGCUGUUAAUAUUUAUUUACAAUCAAUUAAAGCAACUGAGUGACUGGUAAAUAUCUUGGGCUGUUUUGUUUUAACAAUUAAUUAGGCAAUUAACUUCUCCAAAUAUUAGUUGGUAUUUACACACGGGGAGAAUGUGAGCUGUAAGGCCACAUGAUGGGACCAAACACGAUUUUAUUUCAUCAGUCUGUUCCGGGAAUUUGAAGGUGCGAAGUCCAAGAUUUCCAGGGGGGUCACUGUCCUCCAAAUCAGCAAUAUCAAACCUUUCAUUAUUAUUUCAUUUUUGAAUUGAAGAUUUACAUUUUUGAAUUUAUGGAGUACCUUAUGCAAUUGAUACUACGAGUAAGUAAUCGUUGUUUGAUUGAUUCGGCAAACUUUGUUGGUUAUCAUUAUUUUAGUCGAUGUUAUU